This is a messenger RNA of Triticum dicoccoides, 1220 nucleotides long. RefSeq names its product cytosolic sulfotransferase 5-like. The transcript has a single exon. Lineage: Eukaryota; Viridiplantae; Streptophyta; Magnoliopsida; Poales; Poaceae. Bases 1 to 1026 code for a protein of 341 amino acids. The record is from RefSeq and is a predicted model, not a curated record. Gene Ontology annotation, molecular function: sulfotransferase activity.
AUGGCGGCCAAGACUAAGGCACCAGCUGGUACUCCGGUCGGCCCCGUCCCUUUCGCGGACAUCGAGACCGACCCAGGCUUGGUCUCUCCGGUGCCGGAGCAGCUCCCGGAAGAGCACGCCGCCCUGCCGAGCGCGUCCGCGUUUAACGGCCCGACGAACAUCCGUUGCUACCAGGGCUUCUGGCUGUCGGAUUACUUGUCCGCCGCGGCCGUCGCCCUGCAGCGCCGCUUCGAGCCCUGCCGCGACGACAUCAUCGUCGCAAGCUUUCCCAAGUCCGGCACCACGUGGCUCAACGCCCUGGCGUUCGCCACCAUGGCACGGCGCGCUUACCCGGCCGCCGACGCCGGGCACCCGCUGCUACGCCUCAACCCGCACCAGUGCAUCCCUUUCCUGGAGAACCUCUUCCGGAGCCGCGCGGAGGCCGCCAAGCUCGAGGCCCUGCCGUCCCCGCGCCUCAUGAACACGCACAUGCCGCUCGGCAUGAUAAUGCCGGGCGCCGGCGGGUGCAAGGUCGUCUACGUCUGCAGGGAACCCAAGGACAUGGUCGUCUCGUUGUGGCACUUCCUCCGGCAUCUGCGGCCAGACCUGGCGCUGGCCGACGUCCUCGACUCCGUGCGCAGCGGCGCGGUGCCGUAUGGACCCGUCUGGGACCACAUCCUCGGCUACUGGCGCGCCAGCAUCGCGAGGCCGGACGCCGUGCUGUUCUUGCUGUACGAGGAGCUGCUGCGCGACCCCGCCGGGAACGUCAGAGAGCUGGCGCGGUUCGUCGGGCUGCCCUUCUCGGACGCCGAGGAGGAGGCCGGCGUCGUCCAGGACAUCGUCAAGCUCUGCAGCUUCGGGCACCUCAAGCCCCUGGAAGCCAACUCGACAGGCCAGUUGGAUCCCCUCGUCCCGGUGCCGCGCGAGGCGCUGUUCAGGAAGGGCGUGGCCGGCGACUGGGCGAACCACAUGACGCCGGAGAUGGCGCGACGCCUCGACGAAAUCGUCGCCGACAAGUUCCAUGCGACCGGCCUCACUUUUCGAUGAUUUUCCAUGAUCAAGUAAUGUUUGUACUCUCGUAAUCACUAAGCAGGAAUAAUCAAGUGGAGUGGUUUUCGUUUCACGAAACUGGCCUGUCUAUUUCCGGGUGUAGAGCAUAUACGUCCACUUUCCACGGUUGCUUUCAGAUUCAUGCAACUUUUUAACCAUUUUUAGAACUUCUGUUGUUUCAGUGUGUUACA